AUGGUGCUGUUAGCACAAAUGACUUCCGAAUCACCUAAGAAUCUCCAGGAAGAGACCAAUACUGUCGAGGCCAUACCUGACGAUAACCUUACGUCGCAUCACACAAUUAUUGCUCAACCAUCUACUUCAAAAAACUGUUUCUCGUCCCACUCAGACCACCAGAAUGAUUCUGGAGUUUCCCCACAAAUAUUAGACUUGAUUACACCAGAAGAUAUAGGUAUUGAUACAGGAAAAAAAGAGACCUCACACACUGGCGUAAAUUUGGCCUCGGAAAUGUUAAGGGUCACAGACGAGUGGAAAGUGACUCAAAAAAUUCUUUUGGCUGUAACCGACAAUGGCGCCAACAUAAAAAAAGCUGUCGAGAAAGAUUUAGGCUGGAAGCAUUUUGGCUGCUAUGCUCACACGCUGAAUUUAGCAGUUCAAGAAUCAAUUCAAAGGUCAGAAGAAGUAAAUGCCGUAAUUAACAAAGUUAAAACGUGUGUUGGUUAUUUUAAAAGGUCUGCUCAAGCUUGGGAGAAACUUGAAAAAUUCCAAGUUCAAGCCGGUAAAACUGUAAAAAGGCCUUUGCAAAAUGUGAGUACAAGAUGGAAUUCCACCUAUUAUAUGUUGCAGAGGUUUCUUGAAAUCAGAGAAGAGGUUAAUAGUUCGUUAUCUAACUUAAAUGCUACUGCCAUGUCACUAACUGUAGUAGACUGGGAACUAUGCGAGGGUGUCUGUAAAUUAUUAAAACCAUGCGAAGAAGUAACAAAAGAAGUGUGCGGACAAAAAUAUGUAACAGGCAGCAUUAUUAUACCCAUUACUACAGGACUAAUAUCAUCAGUGGAACUCAUAGAAACUUAUAAUCAUCCUAUAGCCGUGCAAAUGUUACAACAAGAUUUAAUAGGUGCCUUAAAAAACAGAUUCUCCAAUUUAGAUCGAAGUCGAACUUUCACACUCUGCAUGUUCUUAGAUCCUAGAUUCAAGCUUUAUUUUGAAGACCAGCAUGUAGCCGAAAGUACCAAACAGCACGUAAUACAACUAGUUGCGUCUCUAAUCAAUAAAGCCGACCAAGAUCAGACUCGCCCAGAGAAAACUGACCAAGUAACAGAUCCCUCCGAAACUGCUACUCAAAGCACUCUAUGGCGGCACUACACAGAAAAAAUGAAAAAUAUUCAACCAAAAGGAACUGCGCAGUCAAGGGCCAUAGUGGAAGUGCAGAGGUAUUUGGAAGAGAAACUUGUGAUGCCAGUAAACAUGGCUCUCACGGCAGCAGAUAGAGCUAAACGCUACCGAGAGAAACUUAAACAAAACCCUGAAAAAUUUGAAGAGCAGCGGAAGAAGCAGUUAGAAAGACUUAAGAAGAGUCGAAAAAAAAUAAGUGAGUUGACAGAAGACAAAAAAUUUGAAAGAAAACAAUGGAGGGAAGAAAAGAGGAAACAGAAAGUCAAAAGGAAUAAAAAAGAAAACGAAAAUCAAAGAGCUACCCCAAGUUUAUCCAAGUCUUUGUCGUAG
This is a messenger RNA of Spodoptera litura, 1491 nucleotides long. The record is from RefSeq and is a predicted model, not a curated record. NCBI's taxonomy places the organism in Eukaryota, Metazoa, Arthropoda, Insecta, Lepidoptera, Noctuidae.